This is a messenger RNA of Danio rerio (zebrafish), 1012 nucleotides long. RefSeq names its product RNA binding motif protein 24b (gene rbm24b). Gene Ontology annotation, cellular component: cytoplasm; nucleus. The record is from RefSeq and is marked validated. NCBI's taxonomy places the organism in Eukaryota, Metazoa, Chordata, Actinopteri, Cypriniformes, Danionidae. Gene Ontology annotation, molecular function: nucleic acid binding; RNA binding.
GUAUAUCGUCUGUAGGCGUGGCCUGUGUCCGCGUGCGAGUCUCCAAAACCAUAUGGCAUGUUGUUGAGUUUUGUCGCCCGACACAUCAACUCGCUCGUUCACUUUCGCCUUCAAGGAGCAAGGAGUUUAUUUUAAGUAGUCUUUUUGAAGUUUUUGAGGAUGCACAGCUCUCAGAAGGACACCACAUACACCAAGAUCUUCGUCGGAGGUCUUCCUUAUCACACCACAGACUCCAGCCUCAGGAAAUACUUCGAGGUGUUUGGAGAAAUCGAGGAGGCAGUGGUUAUUACUGACAGGCAGACUGGCAAAUCCAGAGGAUACGGCUUUGUGACGAUGGCUGAUCGGUCUGCAGCAGAAAGAGCCUGUAAGGACCCGAAUCCUAUAAUAGAUGGCAGAAAAGCCAACGUAAACCUGGCAUAUUUGGGGGCAAAACCACGGAUCCUGCAGCCAGGAUUUUCUUUUGGAGUUCCUCAGAUACACCCUACGUUUCUUCAGCGGCCUUAUGGAGACAGCGAGGAUGAUCAUUCUCCAUUACUGUAUCCUCCUCCUUUCCGCCAGGUCAUGAGGAUCCCUGCUCAUUAUGUGUACCCGCAGGCGUUUGUUCAGCCCAGUGUGGUGAUUCCUCACGUUCAGGCGUCCUCCAGCUCUCCCGCAGCCGCUGCGACUCCGUAUCUGGACUACAGCAGCGCGGCGUAUGCGCAGUACACCACUGCCGCAGCAGCAGCCGCAGCGUAUGAGCAGUAUCCGUACGCCGCUUCGCCCGCCGCCACCGCAGGCUACGUCACCACCGCCGGCACCGGCUACGGCUACAUGCAGCAGCCACUUGCAUCUCCAGCGCCCGCAGCCACCGCCGCCACAUUCGGCCAAUACCAGACGCAGACAGAGCGCAUGCAGUGAGAGACGCAGAGACUCAUCUUCAUCUUUUAUGUGUAGUAUUUAAUAUUUAUUGCAGAAGGGAACUCAAGCAUAAUGCAUCGAUGUGGAGAAUAUUACGGGGAAAACCUUUUAGAGU